Messenger RNA from Fusarium coffeatum, 513 nucleotides. RefSeq lists its product as uncharacterized. The transcript is spliced from 2 exons. NCBI's taxonomy places the organism in Eukaryota, Fungi, Ascomycota, Sordariomycetes, Hypocreales, Nectriaceae. Gene Ontology annotation, cellular component: endoplasmic reticulum; membrane. The record is from RefSeq and is a predicted model, not a curated record. Gene Ontology annotation, molecular function: protein-macromolecule adaptor activity. The coding region runs from base 1 to 513 and encodes 170 amino acids.
AUGGACGCUCUCAAGCCUUUCCUCCCCGAAGCCAAGGGUGUUCUGCCCUACUACAUGAUCAUCCUCUCUAUUAUCUCCAUAGGCAACUCACUGCAGGCGUACACCACCCUGCACUUUUCCCGACGAGUCUAUAACGGUCGAUUCAUUCGCAACCCCAAGCUUCCCACCAAGACCAAGAACUUCGAACCCGAAGACCAGGCCAACAAGCUGGUUCCCGCUCAGAACGACCCCAAGGCCACCGACCAGUUGACUCCCCUCGCUGGUAGACUUUUCGGCACUUGGACUCUUAUCACUUGCAUUGUUCGAUGCUACGCCGCUUACAACCUUCACAUUGGUCCUGUCUACACCCUUGCUUACUGGACCUACAUUGUUGCCUUUGGCCACUUUGCCAGUGAGCUUUUCAUCUUCAAGUCCAUGACUUUCGGUCUCCCUCAGUUCUUCCCCUUCUGCCUGGCUUCCACUUCUCUGAUCUGGAUGCCCCUUGUCCGCGACUACUACGUCCAGUACAACUAA